Molecule: messenger RNA, 807 nt
Organism: Plectropomus leopardus (leopard coralgrouper)
Lineage: Eukaryota; Metazoa; Chordata; Actinopteri; Perciformes; Serranidae
Product: tripartite motif-containing protein 16-like
Molecular function (GO): protein binding; zinc ion binding
Source: RefSeq, a predicted model, not a curated record
AUGGCGGCUGUGACGGCAGUCAGAGAUAAAAUGAAGGCGAUUCUUACAGAGACGUGGCCUUCAGCGGAGCUCAUGAACAGAGCCGAGUUCUUAGAAUAUUCACAUCAAGUUACACUGGAUCCAAACACGGCAAACAACUUUCUGGUUUUAUCAGAGGGGAAUAGAAAAAUAUCAUUUCAUACAAAAAAUCAGCCAUAUUCUCGACAUCCAGACAGAUUCAUUCACAUACCUCAGAUCUUGGGUAAAGAUGGGAUGACUGGACGUUGUUACUGGGAGGUGGAGAUGAGCAGUAAAGCUGGAGUAGCAGUCGCUUACAAGAGUAUCAGCAGAUCAGGGGACUUUGACGCACACGUAUUUGGAUUCAAUGAGAAGUCUUGGGCUUUAAAUUGUGACAAUGGUUAUACCUUCAGACAUGAAAGCCGCUCGCUCAGCAUCUCAGGGCCUAAAUCCUCCAGAAUAGGAGUGUACCUGGACCACAGCGCAGGUAUUCUGUCUUUCUACAGCGUCUCCAAAGCUCUGACUCUCCUCCACCGAGUCCAGACCACAUUCACCGAGCCGCUCUACGCUGGACUUUUUCUUGGGGGUCCUAAUGGAGACACUGCUGAGUUCUGUCAACUAAAGUAGUCAAGAGAGGCAGACGACUGGUUCAACGUUAAGUAUUAGAGGCAUCUGUUGGCAGAAAUUGUAUAUAACAUUCAUAAAUACUGUAUAUUUUCAUGCGUUUAUCAUCACCAAAAGAUAACAAAUGUGUUUUCGUUACCUUUAACCCUUUGAAACCUCACUUUUCUUGUACUACUUUCCUUUGAA